This is a messenger RNA of Zychaea mexicana, 1557 nucleotides long. RefSeq names its product WD40-repeat-containing domain protein. Bases 150 to 1340 code for a protein of 396 amino acids. The transcript has 3 exons. Gene Ontology annotation, biological process: regulation of DNA damage checkpoint. NCBI's taxonomy places the organism in Eukaryota, Fungi, Mucoromycota, Mucoromycetes, Mucorales, Lichtheimiaceae. The record is from RefSeq and is a predicted model, not a curated record. Gene Ontology annotation, cellular component: nucleus. Gene Ontology annotation, molecular function: protein binding; DNA binding.
CUACGCGUGUCUCUGCACGACUUCGUGGCAUUGCUGCGGAAAAUGCACCCCAUCGCACCGAUUCAGAGCCUCUGAGCGAAGCCGAUGCAAAGAAAAAGGAAGAAUCCAAACGCGUCGAUAAACUCGAGGAUGCAAAGCAAAAAGAAUUCAUGCAAAUACUCGACGACAUGCGUCGGUUUCCCAACUUGGAGCCUCAAGAUAAAAAGCCGGUCAAGAAAGAGGAUCAGGAUGCACAAGAACGGUUGCGUGACCAGGUUGGAAAGUUGGAGGUUAAGCAUACAUGGGCUACCGUCAAGGUCACGCCUGAACGGAUCAAUGGUUGUUUAUUUCAUCCAUCCAGUGGCAAGAUUUUGGCGUGUGCAGCAGACGUUUCUGGUUCGCUUGGUUUCUGGGAUGUGAACAGUAGCAAAAAGGAUGAGGAUGAUGAAGACGAGGAACCGGUUGUGUAUACGUAUCGUCCCCACACGCGUGGUAUCACCAAUAUGUUAUUCAAUCCAACGGAUAGCAACAAGCUGUACACAUCCUCGUAUGACGGUACAUUGCGGUAUUUUGAUAUGAAAAGCGCUAGUUUUGGACUUGUGAAUAUGGGUGGCGAGAAAAUCCCUUUCACAAGUUUCGAUAUGACUCAAGAUGGCCACAAUGUCUGGUAUUCUACAUCUGAAGGUCAAGUUGCAUUCCGCGAUCUCAGAGCCAAGGAUGGCCCAACAGACUUGGAUUUUCAUCAAUUACGCGACAAAAAGGUUGGCUGCGUUCACCUGAACCCUGAAAUCCAGAACCUGUUGGCUGUUGCAAGCAAUGAUCGCACCAUGACCGUGUGGGACAUCCGGUCGCUCUCCGAACCCAUGCAUGAAUUUGGACACGGUUAUUCAGUAACAAGCGCAUUCUGGUCUCCACGUGGUGAUAAACUGGUCACUGCAUCCUACGAUGACUAUAUCCGAGUGUUCGACUUUGAUACUAAAAAGAGUGACAUGAAGUUACAAUCGGCUAUACGGCACAACAACCAUACUGGAAGGUACAACUUUUUUUUGUCGUCACUGAAACCACAACAAACAAACGAAUGGACAACGACAGACUUAUUCUUGGCACACGCACACUUUAGAUGGGUGACCAACUUUCGAGCCCGAUGGAAUCAAGGAGCAAAGGAACAUCAACAUUUCUUGAUCGGCAACAUGAAGCAUCCGGUCGAUAUCUUUUCGGGCGAGACCGGUGGUGAAAUUGGCGAACUGUAUGACGCUGAUCGAAUUACGGCUAUCCAGGCUGUAGCUCAAUUCCAUCCCACAGCCGAGAAUAUGACUGUUGUGACAGGAAAUGGUAGUGGAAGAAUGGUGUGCUACUCUUGAUUGCUAUUCAAACGAGAGCGAACAAACCAAAUCUAGAGCUAUUCCAUAUCUAUGUGCAUACAAACAACCUUCAUUUGCCUUAACUGUUGUUGGGUUGCAUAAUAAUAACAAUAAUACCGCCACCCUCGACUACCGGUAUCCAGCAACAACAACAAGGAGUAUCAUGACAAUUUAAUUUAAUAUACUGCAUUACAACAUUAUAUCAUUCAAUACCUGC